Messenger RNA from Terrapene triunguis (Three-toed box turtle), 6502 nucleotides. RefSeq names its product microtubule associated scaffold protein 1 (gene MTUS1). Gene Ontology annotation, molecular function: microtubule binding. Gene Ontology annotation, cellular component: cytoplasm; nucleus. The transcript is spliced from 16 exons. The coding region runs from base 289 to 4290 and encodes 1333 amino acids. NCBI's taxonomy places the organism in Eukaryota, Metazoa, Chordata, Testudines, Emydidae. The record is from RefSeq and is a predicted model, not a curated record.
GGCAGAGCGAAGGCGUGCACGGAGCCAGCGAGGGGAGCGCCCGAGUGUAGUGCAAAGCGGGGCAAAGCACAACUGCAGGGGGAGAAUACAUAAGGGGUUCAAGUUGUAGAAGAUUUGUGGAUAUACGUGAAGAGCAUGUAAGCAAGAAGAACUGCAUCUUGAGUGUCUUAUAAUGAAACUGAACUGUUCUGGGGCCAAGCUUUGCAUUCUCCAACACUCAGAAGAACCUGCGUUUUCUAGAAUUUUAAGUGAAAAUAAGAUGACAAAAGUUUUAAAUUAAAACUCAGAAUGAAUAUUGAAAAAUCAGAAAAUAAGGCAAAGAAUGGCUUGCAGUCUCCCUUAUUUAUCAGCGAUGAAAAUGGAAAUAAAUUUACAUGUAACACAACUACACCACCCUCAAUUAAUCAUACCACCAAUAUAAAUGGAAAUUCAGCUAGCCAAUGUAAUAAAAUGGCUGAGCAUGAAGAUAACAUGGAUUUUAAGGAUGUAAAUGAUUGCACAACUAUUUCUUUAAACCAGGAAUGUAUUGGAGCACUUGAUCUACAAAAGACUGGGGGUGAAUUUAUCUGUAGAGGGGCUUCAUUGAGCGAUAUUGAUGCCACAUGUGUGUGUCCUGCAACUGAACAGACUUGUAUUUAUGUCUUGAACCAUAACUUAAAACAACCAACCAGCCUCCUAAAAGAGAACCUUGCUCUAAAAGGAGUGCAGAAUCAAAGUACUGAUCAACCAGUGCCUUAUAGACAGAUUGACUGUAACUGUACAAUGCACCUUACCCCUUUGGAAUGGAGCAAAAACUCUGAAAUCAAAAGUGAAGUAGGUUUUGCUCAUGUGGCAUUAGAGGUCACUGGUGUCAAUGAAUCUCUUGAUAUGGCUAAAAACUUGGGGGAAACUAUGGGAAGUGAAAACGAAGAUGCAUUUCUCCCUCUGACAUUCAUCCCUUCUGAUGAAAUGCAUAUGAGAAAAAGUUUUGAGACAAGUAGCCCUGAAAAACCUCCUAGUUCAUCUGUGCUGGAAGCUUCAGGGGGCCCAAACCCAUCAAAUAAUUGUUCAGAUUUGGUAGUACUACCUCUUGCUUCUCCAGAUGUUGGAGGGGUUAGUGAACAGUCUUUAAAAGGCACCAAUUAUGUCGAUGUAGCACCACAAAAUAGAGAGUCCCAAGAAAUGGAAAUGCAGUCCUUAAAACUAGUUGCUGAAUGGUUAGAUUGUCACUCUAAGAAUUCGGUGUCACCAGAGCAUUUUAAUAUGGAUAAAGAUUUAAAAAAGUAUUUGCAUAGCACACCUGAACAUGCCGAAACGGACACAUCUCCAACCAGAAUUGUAAUUAAUUACUCUGUAAAUGAUUUAUAUGCUCUGCCAAUACAGAGUUUUGAUCUAAGUAUAGACCAAGAACCGGUGGUAAACAAAGUGAGUGAACGUUUAGCCAAAGAACAAAAUGUCUCUGCUAAAAACACUGCUCUCCAAGAUGUACCCAGCUAUUUUGCAGUGUCUGAAUCAAUACAAAGCAGUAUACCAAAACCAGAAGGGACUGCUACAGCUGAGCUGAAAUGUGAGGCAACUUUUGUGGUCUUCAGUCCAACAGCUGGUGAAACCAGUCCUGAUUCAUGUAUUUGUACACCUAUGACAGGAUCAAAAAAAACAAAAUGUUCUGUUUCAGCUUUGGCAGAAGCUGGAAAUGGGCCUUCUAAAUUGGAAAAGAAUGAUGCAUUAAUGAGAGGAUGCAAUAGAAAGAUUUCACUUAAAACUAGUUCUGAACAAAUUGCAGCGAAACCAAAAAAUCGGUCUCCUAUUGUUUCAACAAUUACCAAAGCUAGAAAAGCUGAGAUUGUUAGCUUUCCAAAACCAAACUUUAAAAAUGUGAAGCCAAAAGUUAUAUCAAGAGCUGUGUUACAGUCAAAAGAUAAUGUUUCAUUAAAAAUAUCUCCGAGAUCCCCUCAACUCUCUACUGCCUCAUCAUCUUCACCAGUUUCUUCCCCAAGGCAAUUGCCCUCUUCCAUCAAAGCAUUGAGGGAAAAACGUGAUUUAGACAGAGAUACUAAAGCAGAAAUACCAAUGACUAAGCCUCAUAAGCAACCUCUUAAUAAACAGCUCUUUCCUAGCCAAGUUGUACAUGCUACAACUCAUUCAAAGAACGCUUCUCACAAAAUUCCAAAAACACUUUCAGUAAAGCAGACUCCAGAAGACAUUGACAAAGCAAGCUCCUCCAAUUCAACAUCCUUCUCUGUUUCUGCUGCAGUUGUAACAUGUGUACAGAACUCAAAAGGGAAAUUGAAUGACAAAAUGGAAAGCAAAAAGUCCUUGGCGCAGCCAUGUGUCACAAGCACCUGCUGGAGUGGAGCUGAAAAUGAGCAAAAUUGCAAUUUGGGAACUCAUUUGGAAACGGAAGAGCUAAUAAAAGAUCCAGCAAAUGAGACAUUUGAAGUUGACCCUGCUCCCUUGGUUUCUUCAGCUAAAACUGGGGCAGCACAAGGAAAAAAUAUACACAAGGAAGGCCCUAUCACUCUAAGAAGUAUACCUGCUCCCAAGGUGAAAGUGGUGCCUUCUGUGUUUCGCUCUAGGCGAGGAAGUGAAAAUAAAAAUGUGUGGACAACUAAAAUGUCAUCUCCUCAAAGAGCUGUUCUGCCAUCGAGUUCUGGAGUGGAAACUUCUUCCAGAGGGAAGCCUGCCUCUGUGAAAACAUCUCUAGCAUCUUGGACCAGUUCUGGCAAAUCACUAAUUAAAUCAAAAGUGCCCAUUCGGAGAACUGCUAGCAUCUCUUCAAUCAGUACCCAGAGUGAGCAAAGUACUUGCAGUAAUAAUUCUACAAGUGCCACAAUCAUCGUCAAGAAUGGAGAAUGGCCUUCAAAAGCUACCUGUCAAAAUGGCAUUUCUGGAUCCAUCUCUUUGAAGCCAGUGCCCAGACCUAGAGUGUACUCCUUAAAAUCCACUCCAAAAGGAACAAAGAACAAGUCUGGUUCACUGAACCAAUGUAUACCAAAAUCAGCUGGACCAUUUCUUCCAGCAAGGAAAACCAGUGAGCCAAGAGGCAACCAGCCAUUGGGUACUCCUGUACUGAAUGGGCCCCGAAGACUAUUGUCAGGUUUCAAUUCCGUUGAGAGAGGCAAGCAGAGGAGUCCUAAAAGUUCAUGCAUACACACACAAACCUCUCCAGCUGUGCAUUCAACUGAAACAAAAACACGUGAGUUGGCACAAUACAAAGCAAAAUGUGAGAACCAAAGUGAAAUUAUCCUGCAUUUGAAGAAAUUCUUGGCAAGCAGUAACCAGAAGUUUGAAGCAUUAACAGUUGUGAUCCAGCACCUACAGUCUGAGAGGGAGGAAGCACUAAAACAGCAUAAAGAGCUAUCUCAAGAAUUCCUCAACCUUAGAGGAGAGCUGGUAACCACUUCUGCAGCCUGUGAGAAAUUGGAGAGAGACAGGAAUGAAUUACAAGCUGCUUAUGAAGGGUUCGUGCAGAAGCUAAAUCAGCAACACCAAAAUGAUCUGACAGAGCUGGAGGAAAGACUUAAACAAUUUUACACUGGAGAGUGUGAGAAACUACAGAGUAUCUGUAUUGAAGAAGCUGAAAAAUAUAAAGCACAACUUCAAGAGCAGGUGGACAACUUAAAUAUUACGCAUGAAAACUUCAAGUUAGAACUCGAAACCAGCCAUGCAGAAAAAAUAGAUGAGCUGAAAAAGGAAUAUGAAUCCUCUCUUUCAGAGCUCAAGAAUGCCCAUGAAUUGGAAAGGAAUUCAUUUGAAAAUUCAUUUAAAGAGAAACAGGAAUCAUUAGAGAAAAAAAUUGAUGAAUUAAAAAGGGAAAAUGAUUCUUUAAAUGAAAAGUUGGAAGAGCAAAAACAAAUAGCCAAAGAAAAAGCAAAUCUUAAAAACCCUCAGAUCAUGUAUCUGGAACAGGAACUGGAAAGUUUGAAAGCAGUGGUGGAGAUCAAGAAUGAGAAACUACGUCAGCAAGAUAUAAAGCUGAUGAAGACAGAAAAACUGGUGGAAAAGAACACAGUCUUAAUGGACAAAAUGAAGAAGUUUCAGCAGGAAAAUGAAGAACUAAAAGCUCGGAUGGACAAACACAUGCAACUUUCAAGGCAACUUUCCACAGAGCAGGCAGUUUUACAGGAGUCUCUAGAGAAAGAAUCGAAAGUAAAUAAACGUUUAUCAAUGGAAAACGAAGAACUUCUAUGGAAGCUUCAAAAUGGGGACCUGUGCAGCCCUAAGAAAGUGUCACCUACUUCUCCACUGAUGCCUUCUCAGUCACCAAGGAAUUCUGGCUCCUUCUCUGCUCCUACAGUAGCACCAAGAUGACAUCUUUUGAAAUGAGGGGGAGACCACAUAAAAGCAUUUCACUUGUGAUCUGCAGAACUGAUCCUAACUCCAAUCACGGGAGCAAGAGCUAUAUUAGCUGAGUGUGAUGACUGAAAUAUAACUGGAAUUAUUGGUGUGGAAAAUUGUUCUAAGAUACUGAAAAUAUGGGAGUAAGACUUUAUAUUUCUCCUCUAAAAAAGACUUCAAUAAUGAUUAUAGACAUUGUUGCACAAAGCACUUACAGAGCAAGGGAAGUCUUGUUCAUUGCCUUUUUCACCUAACUCUAAGAAAAAAGCUCAGGGGCUAUAGAUAAAGACCACAACCUCUAUAAUGUGUUCCUUAUCACAGACACCUUUUUGAGACUGUAGAUGUGUGGUGUGAAUGAAGUGGAUGUAACACACUGUGUGUGUGUGUGUGUGUGUGUGUGUGUGUGUGUGUGUGAGCGUGAGCGAGAUGCUGCCUUCUUUGCCGUGUAUGUAAUAAAGGACAAAAGCUAAAGAAUAUACAUUGACAUGUACUUCAUUAAUAAUGUUGUCAAUAUGCAUGUUUUAUCAAAGGUUACCCUUAACUGCGGGUGAGGAGAAACUGCCAUUUGUAUUAUAGGCUAGUUUUCACCUCAUCUUUCUGCUUCCGUUUAGUAAGAGGAUGGCAGGAAAUGUUUUAUCUGUUGACUUGUCAGUGUCUCUACCUACUUUUAUACUGCAAUUGAGUGAUUUUUUUUCUAAAAAAUUCAGUCUGAUCAUCAGCGUUGAAACUGCAGCCAUACCGUCUAUGAAUUUUUAGCUUUCCCAUUCAUAUGCAGCACUUGUAGCCAUAUCACAGUCUAAUAAGAUGGUAGCAUUGCAUUUUUUCAGGAUACAGUCAAGUUUAGAACACUUUUUGCUAAAAUGGAAGUGGGGAAGCAAGGUGAUAAUUCUGGAACAUUGAAAUUGACAAUCUCUGCAACUCCCUUAAUUCUACUGUAGUCAGAGGUCAAAACAUUAAAAUGACUAGAUUUAGCAUAAACUCCCAUACUGCAGACAUGCAACCUGACCCAAUCCCCUUGUCUGCUGAAAACAAACUCCCAGACAAGCAACCAUUACUUCCUAAGAAAAGCCUGGUAAUUGCCAAGGCCACCUGUAGAGAAGAGGAGGGUCCUGAUCUAAUCGAAGAUACAGGAUUUGAAAGCCAAAAAGGGAAAAAUAAGUAGGAUGACAACUUUCUUUGAAAGGGGAAUGAGAAAUGUAGCAAGAUUCGUAAAAGAGAGUCUUAAAAGCAACCAAUACCGUUUCUCUGAUUUUGACAAAGUUUUUUGUUUUUUAAAUGUUGUGCCCUUAUUUUAACUUUCAGCAGUGUUGCCAAGAUAACUGUAUGGAGGGGUGGGGAGAAGAACAUGUGGUUCAUCUCUCCAAAGUUUCCAAAUUUCACUUGGCAGAAGUUUACCCUUGAGUUAAAACAAACAUGUCUGUGUUGCUGAAGAUGGAUGUAACGUUUUACACUAUGUUUCAAAUUAAGGUAGUCACAGUGUGUCUCUGGUCUUGUUACUGUUUUGGUCCGCACUUCUUUUAAAGAUCCCAUGCAUCCUGUUUUGUGAGUACAGUUUCAAUUUCUAGUUAUGGUUACAGAAUAUUGUCUAUGCUUCUGAUUGGGGGUUGUUUUUAAACCAGGAAUAUUCUACUGUUACCUUGUCAACAGUGUUAGCAAUAUGGUAAAUCUUGUGCUUCACUGUAUUUUUCCAGCAGAUUGGGAAAGGGAGUCCAGUGGAUGGGAGGGGCAGAGAGGAGGAGUAGGGAAACUAAACUUGAAAAACACUUCAAACCAAACAUUUCAUCUAGGAUAUGAAAAUGCUGGCCCUUCAGAAAGUGUAUGGGUGUACAAACAAAGUUGUAGCAGUGCUCAUUCUGUAACUAUGAAAUUGUAAUAUAUUCAAGCUUGUAAUUAAAUUUAAUCUACACAAUGUACAAGUGAAGUCUGACUCCUCUAUGGAACAUUUUACUUAAUUUGCCUCUUUUUUAUCCCAUUUAAGGCACUGUACAUGCCACUGUAGUUCAAGUGGUGUCAGCACUUAUAAAUACUGUUUUCCACAGAUUUAUAACUUAACUGUAAAAAUCUGCUGUGGGCUGAAACUUGGCUUAAAAGUAUUUCUUAGAGCAUUCUUUGCUUUGAUAAGGUUAAGGAAAUUGGAUCAUGUGUAUUUGAGAUGUGUUUAAAAAUAAAUUUUUUUUUUACUGGU